Culex quinquefasciatus (southern house mosquito) is the source of this 2534-nucleotide messenger RNA. Its product is annotated as F-box/WD repeat-containing protein 4. Gene Ontology annotation, cellular component: SCF ubiquitin ligase complex. Lineage: Eukaryota; Metazoa; Arthropoda; Insecta; Diptera; Culicidae. Gene Ontology annotation, biological process: SCF-dependent proteasomal ubiquitin-dependent protein catabolic process. Gene Ontology annotation, molecular function: protein binding. The record is from RefSeq and is a predicted model, not a curated record. The coding region runs from base 818 to 2050 and encodes 410 amino acids. The transcript is spliced from 2 exons.
UGGGGCAUAAAAGUUGUGCGCAUGCAGUGCUGCUGGGGGGCUAUCGGAACACUUGUUUAUAAGUGUUAAAUAAUAUGUUUACACUACUUGGGCCAAAAACUUUCAAAAACGAAAGAUUAAAAAAUGUAUUAUGUGCGCUCACAGCUCGAUAGGCGGAUAAGACAAUUUACCAUGUCAAAUUAUCCUAUGCGCCAAAGUAAACAAUAUUGAUUGUUUACAUUGGCGCAUUGGUUAAUUUGGCAUCGUAAAUUAUCCUACCCGCCACCCAUCUGACAGAAUGCUCAUUGGUAAAUAACGGCUUCUCUCUCCUCUCACGCGCUGGAGGCAUUGAAAUAUUUCAUGCUCUUCAUCAGCUGAUGCCUACACGUUGCGAGAGGGUUGGAAAUACAUUAUUAUUACAAAAGUUUAGUUUUUGUUUAAAUCGAGAUUUAAAUUUUAUUUGAUAAAGUUUUAUGUGCAAUGCCACAUGAAUAUAGUCCAAUGCCAAUGUCUUAUGUGCAAAAAUUGUUCUAUGAAACGUGUCCUAUGUGCACUCACAGGUUGUAUGAACCAAAUUGCGUCAAAACUAAGCGUAAUCUUGUCUUUUAUAUAAUCCCGAGAUGUACACUUGAAAAGCAUUACUCUAGACCCAUUUGGGCGUUUUCAGAAUCGAAAAAUACCCAAACGUGUUUGAAUGGGAUUUAAAAAUGUGCACCAAAACUUUAUCAUCAAAUUUCUCAGAUUGAGGUUUUUGCACAUAGGACCUUUUGAAAAAGUACUCUAGCAUUAAUUUAUUCAAAAAGUUAUUUUAAAUGUGAACGAUCAGAACAUCAAAAUCAUGGCGAAAGAAUCCCUCCAAUUCACCGACCUGGACGAGGACUCGCUGGUGCACAUUUUCUCCUUCCUCAACCUGGAAGAUCUGGACCGUCUGGCCCGCGUUUGCCACCGGUUCUACAUCGUCAUCACGGUACAUCUGUAUUCCCGGCUGAGCGCCCGCCUGCUUCAAACCGGCCACCAGCCGAAAGCCGCCCACUGUCCCAGCCGGAACGUGAUCGAGUUUGACUUUCGGCGACGCAUCAGCUUGUUCGAGAACUGGCGCUAUGGACGGUACGCGGAGAAUCAGUUCUUCCAGCAUAGGAUGUUGUACUUUUCGCAGAUUAUGCUGGAGAAGCGCUGGCUUUACAUGAGUCAUCGUGGGCAGUUGAGGGUACACAAGAGGACUGCGGAGAGGGGGUUGUUGAGGGUGAAGCCGAGUUGGACGGUGGGGGCGGAGAGACAAUCGGAUAUCAAUUGGAUGGUGAAGAAGGGCGAGGUGAUCUUUGCUGGGCGGGCCGAUGGGAGUGGGUUUGUGUACGACUGCCGGAAGCGACGGUACAGCAAGCAGGUGCUGGCGGAUGAUAUCGUGACGGCGGUUGACUUUGAGGGGGAGUUGUUUGUGAGCACGGGUAAGUCGAGUUCGACGUGCUUUUGGACGGGGUUGGUGGAAGAUGGGCAGUAUGCGCUGGAGAGGAAGCUUGAAGUGGCGGACGCGUACCAAACGAUAAAGCUUAGUCCGGACGGAGGGAGCAGGUUGGCGGCGGGGAAGUACCACGAUCGUGCCAAGAGCGCCUUACGGUUGAUAGAUGUGGAAAGAGGUUUCUCAACAGUCCUGAACUCACCGUCCCGUGCCGUUUAUCACCUGCUGUGGAAGGAUUCGUGCACAAUUCUAACGGGAAACUUUGACACAACGAUGCGACUGGUCGACACGCGAACUGCCCAAGACGAAGCGAUCUGGAGUGACCCCUACGACGCGUCCGUUUACUGCCUGGACUAUGACGGAGCUUACGGAGUGCUCUGCGGCAUGAAGCAGCACUUCCGGGUGAACCUGUACGAUCUACGAGCACCCCGCCGCUGCGUCCAGAUGUACUUUUCGCCCCGGAAAACGACCAACUAUUCGCCGGUGUACAGCCUGGCCGCGGAUUCGAGCCAACUGUUCAUCGUGACCGAUCACGAUCUGCGAGUGCUCAAUUUUGACGCCGACCAUGCCGAAAGCAAAGACUUUACGCACGAUCUGGACCGGUGGUUUUAUUGACAUGGUGUCGAUUUCUGGAAAAGUCAGGGAAAACCUGGAAUUGUCAGGGAAUUUUAUUUGACCUGGAAAAGUCAGGGAAAGUCAGGGAAUUUUAUGCUGGGUCAGGGAAUUUCGAUGAUCUUAAAAAUAUUACUACAAAAUUUCAUUUCUAUUUAAAAAAUCGCCUUUGAUGAUGUAUUUGAAAAAAAAAAAAUGCUUAAGAAAAGGGUCACGACGAAAAGCGCGUAAAUUGUUUGCAAUGUUUAGGUUUAAAAAUUAAAUAAUUUGGAUUUGAUUUGGAUUUCCGUUCAACUGAAAAAUACAAAUUACUAGCGCACACAGGGUAGGACAAUAUGAGGCAGUUGCUUUACCAUCCUCAGAGAUUUGUUCUAAAAUUGGUUGUUUGCUUAGCAUGCUUAGGGACCAUAGAGAAAAUCAUACAUUUUGUCAGAAAAAUUGAAUGAUUUAAAAAAAUCCAAAGUUAAAAAAUUCGAACACUUGAAAA